UUUGGUUUCGCUAGUAAAUUCGUUAUCUUCUUGAUGAUUUGUCAUUUUGGCUAGGUUGUAAAUUGUAAUAUAUUUAAUACUCUUAAUGUGCCACGUUGUUUAGUGCAAAUAAAGAACCAAGAGCCUCGACUAAGAUGGCUAAGUUUCUUAGUCGGGCGCGUCUGAUAGCUUACAUGCCUGGCCUGGAAGCACUGCGUGCAACAGUUGUGAGUCAAAGGUCAUUUUCCCAUUCCAUACAGCAGUAUAACCGAGGAGAAGAAAGUCAGAGUGAAGUGACCACUUGGCCAGAUAAAAAACUUGGUCCCUUGUCAGUACAAGAUAAACGCUUCCCGCUGCCAGGUAAUGUCGGUACAGCAGCUCAACUCCUUCCGCAACAGCGACCGGAAGUAGCGUCCAGCCACGCAAACUGUGAUGUCCUCUACAAACCUCUACCUCAUGAUAGACAUGCUGCAGUGUUUGCUCAAUUCAUCAACACUGUCUCUGAGUCAGAAGAAUCAGCAGAAGACUUUAUGAAGGAAGCUUACAAAAAUCCGAAGAAUGUUUUAGAAAUGAUAGCACAAGAUUGUCCAAAAUCUCUAAUUAAAGGAUUUAGUGAUUUAUUUCCCGAUAUUGAUCUAUCUAAAGGCAGCAUAACAAUCCUAACCCUUUGCCAGAAAACAAAAAACGACAUGUCCACCUGGAGUCCUGAAGUUGAACACGAGCGGGAAGAGCUCUUAGAAAAUUUCAUGACGAGUGCAGUGGAGAUUUGUAAAUUAUUAACUGAGGCAGGUUUCUGGGCUGAUUUCAUUGACCCUUCAUCUGGACAAGCAUUUGUUGGUGCAAGUAAUCCCAACUCGACGCUAUUUGAAACAGAUGAACGCUUCACAAAGUUAGGUUUCGACAUUGAAGACUUAGGCUGCUGCAAGUGUAUACGACACCGUGACUGGGGCAUGCAUAUAUUCGUCGGAACUUUAUUCACAACAGCGCCCCCAGAUUGUGACAAGAUGAAAGAGAUAAUGUUCAAUGGGAUGGCAUAGCAUUUAAUUAUACUGUGAUUUUGUUAAUAAAUUAAUUUUAAUUUUAAAAGUGAGACAAUUUUAAAAAGGAUUAAAGUUGUACUAUUUAUAAACUGUUCAUGUUAAACUGCUUUCCCAUGUUAAAAUAUUGCACAAUGUAAGAUAUAAAAGGGUCUUAUGGGAAAUA
Anneissia japonica is the source of this 1182-nucleotide messenger RNA. Its product is annotated as methylmalonic aciduria and homocystinuria type D homolog, mitochondrial-like. The transcript has 8 exons. The record is from RefSeq and is a predicted model, not a curated record. Gene Ontology annotation, cellular component: mitochondrion. Lineage: Eukaryota; Metazoa; Echinodermata; Crinoidea; Comatulida; Comatulidae. Gene Ontology annotation, biological process: cobalamin metabolic process. The coding region runs from base 135 to 1016 and encodes 293 amino acids.